CACUGCUUCCUCGGACUGGCAACCAGAACAGGAGGCAUUUACAAUCUACACAAAUCACACAGAAGAGACGAGGUGGGAGAUGGCUUCCGUGAGGAAAGCUUCUUGGAUAGCGGCAGCGAGUGUGGGAGCAGUGGAAGCACUCAAAGAUCAAGGAGGACUCUGCAGAUGGAACUACGCUUUCAGAUCUCUGCACCAGCGUGCCAAGAACAAUAUGGGGUCCUUGUCUCAGGCCAUCAGGGUGUCUUCCUCCAUCUCCGAUAGAAGCAGUGAGAAAGCCAAGCAGUCGGAGGAAUCGUUGAGGAAGGUCAUGUACCUGAGCUGUUGGGGACCCAACUAGAUGGAAUGAGAGUGAUCCGAUCCCAAGCUGAGGGAAAUAUUUUGGGGUCAACUUUUUGUCACUCCCAACUCCUGUAAUUGUAUAGUUGCAAGUAUACCGAUCAGAUGUUUGAUUA
Messenger RNA from Musa acuminata AAA Group (dessert banana), 452 nucleotides. RefSeq lists its product as uncharacterized. The record is from RefSeq and is a predicted model, not a curated record. NCBI's taxonomy places the organism in Eukaryota, Viridiplantae, Streptophyta, Magnoliopsida, Zingiberales, Musaceae. The coding region runs from base 80 to 337 and encodes 85 amino acids. The transcript has a single exon.